GUUUGAUGGACCUGAUAGUUAGACAUUGAGAGCUAGAGGUGUUACAGCGUUGGUUCGGUCAGACGAGACUGCGGACAGAAAGCAGAUCUUAUAUAGAGGCCUGUAAACAUACACAGGAAAAUGGUACAGAAGUCUACUGUCGCUGGGCUUGCGAUGCUGCUCCUAGCAGCGGUUGCCACGUUUUUGGCUGUUUUCUUCAGUCUGCGGGCCAAGGCGUCUGGUAACGGUUACUUCAAAGCAGCGGUAGCGGCGGAUGCUGGGCCGUGCUCGGAAAUCGGCAGGGACAUUCUUAAAAAAGGAGGAUCUGCUGUAGAUUCUGCCAUUGCUGCUCUGUUAUGCGUUGGUUUGAUGAAUGCUCACAGCAUGGGCAUCGGUGGAGGGCUCUUUUUCACUAUUUAUGACCCCAAAACAGGAAAAGUCGAAACCAUCGAUGCACGUGAGACGGCCCCUGCGAACGCAACCAGAGACAUGUUUGGAAAUAGUACAGACCUUUCCCAGAAAGGUGGUUUGUCCAUUGCUGUCCCAGGGGAGAUUCGGGGGUAUGAAAUGGCAUACAAACGCCACGGCAAGCUUCCAUGGAGAGAACUGUUCUUACCAAGCAUACAACUGGCACGAAACGGCUUUCGUGUUGGCAACGCUUUGGCCGGUGCCAUUAAUUCAAACAAAAAAACUAUCAUGAAUGACAAAACAUUAUGUUCUGUGUUUUGUGAUUCCACCGGCAACAUCCUUCGGGAAAACGACACAAUCAUCUUUGCCAAACUGGCUGACACUUACGAGCACAUAGCCGAGAAUGGGCCAGAUGCGUUUUACAGCGGCCCGCUGGCCGAGAACCUCGUGAGGGAUAUCCAAGCUGCAGAGGGGAUUAUAACCCUGGAGGACCUGAGAAAUUACAAGCCUUUGCUUGAUGAGAACCCACCUACUGUUAACAUAGGAGAAUACGCAAUGGUGACUCCCAACGCUCCUGCCAGCGGACCCGUCCUCACUUUAAUACUCAACAUCCUGAGCGGUUUUAACUUUAGCCCAGACAGCGUCUCCACCACAGAUAAGAAAAUCCUCACCUAUCACCGUAUAGUGGAGGCCUUCCGAUUCGCAUAUGCCAAAAGGUCUAUUCUGGGUGAUCGAAAUUUUCUCAACAUCUCUGAUUUCAUCCAGAACAUCACCUCAAAGGAUUACGCUGACAUGAUCCGACAAAAGAUCACAGAUGACACAACACAGCAGGAGGGCUACUACGAACCCGAGUAUUUUAUUCCGGACAAUCACGGCACGGCGCAUCUGUCGGUGGUGGCGGAGGAUGGAGCCGCUGUCUCCGCCACCAGCACCAUUAAUCUAUACUUUGGCUCUAAGUUCAUGUCAGAUUCAACAGGGAUUAUACUCAACAAUGAGAUGGAUGACUUCAGCUCUCCUCUGAUUACUAACAAUUUUGGAGUUCCUCCUUCUCCCAAUAACUUUAUUGUACCAAAUAAAAGACCGAUGUCUUCUAUGUGUCCUGCCAUACUGCUGGAUAAAAACAACAAAGUUAAGAUGGUGGUCGGAGGCUCUGGUGGAACAAGGAUCACUACGGCAGUAGCCCAGGUGAUCCUAAACUCCUUGUUUUUUGAUUACGACCUUGAAAAAUCAGUAGUGGAGCCGAGGAUUCACAAUCAGCUCAGUCCUAACACCACACAGGGAGAGCCUGACUUUAACAAGGCAGUGUUGGAGGGUCUUGCGCAGAAGAACCACUUUACAGAAGUGUUAAAGUCCACGGUCUCUGUGGUUCAGGCUAUAGUGCGAUAUAGUGAUGGACUUCGUGCCAAGUCAGACCCACGCAAGGGAGGCUACGCGGCUGGGUACUGAACACUGCAUCCGACUCAUCGAUCCGGAUUUCCAGUCCAGCUUCAGGCAAAAGACUUAAUACCUAAGGACAUUUUCCCCAGAGCUGCUCGGAAACAACCCAGUGCCUUCAUUAGAGAUCCAACAAGCCUCAGAGUCGCCUCUGGCAGAUCAAAAUCUCCAUUCAUGACUCCACCACCAUUUUUCUCUUAACAUUGAUCCUUGCUCGUUCUGCAUUCAGUGAAAAUUCAAUUUCAAAUACUGGCUGACAAAUACACGCACAAAGAAAACCGUUUAAUCUUUUGAUUAAAUCACCUCGUCCUGAAUUUAAGAUCCAUAUCAUGUUACCAUGGAGUGGUAGGCUAUUUAUUUCUAAAAAUAAAUUUAUUUGACAAGUGAUUGUUAAGUUUAAAGCUGGUCUUUUAUCCACACUAAGAUUUGCAUCCAGGCCAGUGAAGCUUUUACAGGACUAAGCUGAAGCUUCUCAGGGGAGCAAGUUUUAAUCAUGCUAAAGUUUAAAUACUCAUUUUAAUGUCCCACGAGUAUGACGCCCUACCAGGGACACAACAGCUGAACAUCAGCAUCAUUUAUGCUUACAUUUCCAGGAGAUGGACAAAAACACAUGUUAAAGGGGUCAUAUUAUGAGAUUUUUAUAAAGAUGUAAAAUAAGACUUUGAUGUACCUAGAUUGCAAACGUUAAGUUUUAAAUCAAAAUACCCAACAGAUUAUUUAUUAUAGCAUGUUAAAAUUGCCACUUUGUAGGUGCAAAAAUCUGCCGUUUUUGGGUGUGUCCUUUAAAAUGCAUAAUGGUGAUUUUUCUGAAAUUGAAACUUGACAUUUUUUUCUCUCUCUCUUUCUCUCUGCACUAAAUGUCAGUGCUGUGGUUGGAUAGUGCAGAUUAUGGGGCAGUAUUAUUGUAAUAAGACUUGCUAUCUACCUCACAAAACAGGCAAAAUCUAAAUGACGAAAUCCGUUUUUUUUUGCACAUGUAAGAUUAAG
Paramisgurnus dabryanus is the source of this 2808-nucleotide messenger RNA. It is a transcript of the gene ggt1b, whose product is annotated as gamma-glutamyltransferase 1b. Gene Ontology annotation, biological process: peptide modification; regulation of inflammatory response; glutathione catabolic process. NCBI's taxonomy places the organism in Eukaryota, Metazoa, Chordata, Actinopteri, Cypriniformes, Cobitidae. Gene Ontology annotation, molecular function: glutathione gamma-glutamate hydrolase. Gene Ontology annotation, cellular component: plasma membrane. The record is from RefSeq and is a predicted model, not a curated record.